GUUUCCUAAGGCCGGUAUAUUUAAAAAAUGACCAAGAAGUCGAAGAAUGACCUUCUAAGCUUUCUUAAAGCUGUUGGCCUAAACUAUGAUUCAAAGACUAUACUUGAGAAGGACAGUGAAUUUUCUUCAGUUAUUAGUGAUUUGGUAUCUGAACUGGGAAAAUCUCACAAUGUUUCUUCCAAUGUUUAUGCACUUACAGAUGAGUAUGAAUAUAUCAACUUCGUGAAUGGCCUAGGAAAGUUUCUGGAAUCUUAUGGUUGUCCAUAUUCGACGCUGACAGAAGGACCUAUAUUGGAUCGUUUUUCUUCUGUUAAGAAUCGUAGUUUACUGUUACAAUAUCUAUGUUCAGAGAUAAUGGCUAUUAGACAAUUGUCGUCUACAUUGAAAUCAGUUAGCAAACAAACUAAUGGACAUCAUUCUAUGGAUGUGGACAGUUCAGAGGAUGAUGAUUUAGAAAUUAAAGCCUGCUUACAAAAAGCAUUUACAGAUCUUGGUUUAAAAAUACCUCCUGAUGAUUCAGCACCUACUGUAAUAUAUUCUACUCUACAGAAAGGUAUAUCCGAUAGUCUUUCAAGAUGUCCACCUAAUCAUAUGGGCAAAUCAAUUAUCCCGCUGACUGGUAUUAGUGAUCGUCAAUGGUCACAAAUAAUUCGUAUCGCUGCCUUAUUACAACAACAAUAUUCCAGUCGUCAAUCUACUCUUUUAAAACGUCUCGAUGUUACUGUACAAAGUUUUAAAUGGUCAGAUAAAGCAAAAUCUAGUUUAGAUAAAAUUAUUACUGUAUAUAAUCCAAUACGUGAAAAAAUGGGUUUUAUUCCAUAUCCAGACAUUGUACAUGUUUUAGCUGUACGUGAUAAUAUGAUAUUACAAAUUGAAAAAACCAGUGGUACUAAUGCACGUCGUUAUACAUCAUGUGAAUUGAAUAAAAUUUUAAUUGGUAAUGUCCCUGAUCGUGGUGGUAGAGCAUGGGAAUUGGAACCUCCUCCACCGGAAAUGCCUGCUUUUAAACAACGUCAACCAGACAGAGGUGGUGGUACACCUAGAGGUGGUCGUGGCGGCGGUGGCGACGGUGGUUUCAGUGGGGGUCAUCGUGGUGGUGGUUAUGGAGAUCGUGGUAGAGGUCAUGGUGAUACUGCUGGUGGUGAUUUUCAUGCUAAUGGAUUGUACAAUGAUAGAAAAUGUGAUAUUGGUCAUAGAAGAGGUGGUGUUGGUAGUAGUAGUAGUAGUUUUGGUGGUACUGGUAGUGGUAGUGCUUAUGGUAGUAGUCAUGCUCAAAUGUAUGGUCAAACAAUGUCACCAUAUUCUAUGAAUCAUGGUCGAAUGAUCACAACAACAAUUGAUCCUUAUCAACAACAAAUAACUUCAAUCAACCAACAAAUGGGUGAUAUGAUGUUAUUCGAACCUGGUUUAUCUAUUACUGGUGCUGCUGGUGCUGGUGCUAUGUCACAGCAAAAUUUUGUCUUUCAACCUACAAAGGAUCACAUCGCUGGUGAUUAUCAUAAUUAUGCUAGAGGUCAACGAGGUGGACGUAGAGGUCGUGGAAGACCUUACUAACAACAACAACAGCAACAACAAUGUUAUUGUCAUUAAAAUAUCUGUAAUAUGCUUCCUUUAUUAAUCAUUAUAAAAUUGUAUUUACAUUUUGAUUGCAACACAUUUCUUUCCUUUCCUUUCGUUUCCCUCUUUUUUAUUUAUAUGCUAAAGAAAAUUUAAUAAAUACCUCAUGGAGAAAAUUAAAAUUAUUCUCUCUCUCUGUGUACAGUCGUUCGUGGCUAUUUAGUAAUUGUCUAUUGGGAAUCCAUACGAAUCAACAUCAUUUCAGUAAUAUAUGCGAUGAUUGCCUAUUAUUAUUUUCUUUGUUUGAUCAAUAAAAGUGUAUCACGUGACUAUGCAUUGUCAUUUUACUUACUGUACCUUACGCGCCUGUUACACGCUAAUGUAGCACAUAAGCUACCGACCAAUAUCUCCUCCAGUCUAUUCUGUCCUGGGCUCCCCUUUCCAGUUUUGUUCAAUUAUUGUUUUUAAUCUUUCGCAUAUCUGUCUCCAUUUCUCAGAAAUCGAAUAUCAAUGAAAGUACGGGAGUAAAUCACUCGUUUAAUGACAUUGUUACACUAUUUAGAAAUCUCAUUUUAUUUCCCUUUCGGUUCUUCUGGAAGUUAACUAGUGCCUACUGCUUUACUACUAACUAACUAACUGUUGCACAAGAUGUGUUCAAGAAUAUUUUCACUUCAUCAUUUUGAUGCUACUAGUAACGAUUAAAUAAAAUGUUUCUUUUCUGUA
Molecule: messenger RNA, 2280 nt
Organism: Schistosoma turkestanicum
Lineage: Eukaryota; Metazoa; Platyhelminthes; Trematoda; Strigeidida; Schistosomatidae
Source: the annotation of a GenBank genome assembly